AGAGACUCCCAAACGAAAAAGACAUUACAAUUUCGCGUCUCUGAAAAAUUCAGUUUCACUGUCACUGGAAAUAAUAAUGGGAUGUAACAAUUCUAAAGCAGGUGAACAAAUAGUGGAAUCUAACGAGGGGGAUGUUCAAAAUGAGAAUACAGAGCAUGAACAGUCUAAUAGAAAUUUCAUUGUGUUUGAUGUGCAUUUAGAUAAGUGUACAUCAGAAGGAGACAAAAAAGAUGAAGCUAAUGAAACCGCCAAAUUGGAGUCAAAAAAACCUAUGAGACUUGCGCCGCUCCCAAAUCCUCCAAUUCUAACAGCAGAAAUGAUUGAAGAAAAGUUGAAAAAGGCUGAAGAGAAACGUGAACAACUGUUGGCUGCUCGUCGCCUUUCAUGUCAGAAAUCAAAGCAGUUCCCACCGGUACUAUUGUUACAAGGAAGGACACCUUUGACCAAUUCGGAAAGUGAGGUAAAGAACCAACAAUCAUCGAAUUUCUGGAUGUAUAAUUUGUCCGGAGAUGAUACGAUCACAGACGAACAACUGGAUGAGAUUCUCAAAGUUGAAGAAACUCAGUAUGUUUUAGAUGAUUCGAGUGAUCAAGACUGUCCAGUUGCAAAUUAACAAAAGUUAAAACUAAGGGGGUGUUUUCAGUUGAUUUGAAUAUAGUGGGAGACAUAACUCACUUACUUCAUUCCACAUGAAUUUCAUGCUAUUUGUGGUUAACAAGUCCUCAUAAUUAAUGAGGCAUUCAGCCACAUCGAUUCAAUUGAUGUGAGAGACAAAUAUAAUAAUUUUCUGAAAUCUUAGUUGCCUUUUGAAAUGCUAAUGAGCUUUUGUGCACUACGAUCUUUCACCUCGGCAAAAAAUUUAUAGUGCAACCUGAUAUACACGCGCAUCUCUGUAGGUCAUUCUUACUAUAAGUACCAAGAAAUGCCACCAAAUAUUUUCCCAUGCUGGUGCAUAAUAACUGCUUGAUAUUUCGCCCGACAGCUUGACACUUACAGUGUUAGUUCAUCGUACAUCAUAAACCAAGAGAAGAGAUUUACCAGUGUUUGUAAGGACAUCAAUUCACUGAGCUGUAUCAAAAAGUUAAGUAUUUAAUAGAUGCAAAAGCAUGAAGAAAGCGUUUCAACCGCUCUGAAUUACUUUGACUCUUAAUAGCUUAUCCAUGUACUAUAAUGUAAUAGCGACAAUGUACAGUGAUACGCGAUUACACACAUUCUUUAACACGGGCCCGGAAGAGUUGUUAAACUAACUGCUGGACGUUGAGAUGGACGGUAAAAUAGACCGAGGGAAAAGGAAGU
Molecule: messenger RNA, 1296 nt
Organism: Trichobilharzia regenti
Lineage: Eukaryota; Metazoa; Platyhelminthes; Trematoda; Strigeidida; Schistosomatidae
Source: the annotation of a GenBank genome assembly